Messenger RNA from Colletotrichum karsti, 1539 nucleotides. RefSeq names its product dihydrolipoamide branched chain transacylase e2. The record is from RefSeq and is a predicted model, not a curated record. NCBI's taxonomy places the organism in Eukaryota, Fungi, Ascomycota, Sordariomycetes, Glomerellales, Glomerellaceae. The coding region runs from base 1 to 1539 and encodes 512 amino acids. The transcript is spliced from 2 exons. Gene Ontology annotation, molecular function: acetyltransferase activity; lipoic acid binding. Gene Ontology annotation, cellular component: cytoplasm; mitochondrion.
AUGUUUUUGCAACGAGGUUCGCGCGCGGUCAGGACGCAAUGGCACGUCUCCAAGAGCAUGGCCCGACUGGCUGCCGCGAGGGCCGCCGGCGUCUACCCCUCGAGGCGGUUUCACGACACGGCGCACCUGAGGGUGGUGAAGCCCGUUCUGCUGGCGGAUAUCGGUGAAGGCAUCGUGGAGUGCGAGAUCAUACAGUGGUUCGUCGAGCCCGGCGCCAGAGUCGAGGAGUUCUCGCCGCUGUGCGAGGUCCAGAGCGACAAGGCCUCGGUGGAGAUCACCAGCCGCUUCUCGGGCGUCGUCAAGAAGCUGCACUACGACGCCGGCGACAUGGCAAAGGUCGGCAAGCCCUUUGUCGACAUCGACAUACAAGGCGGGGCCAAGCAGGAAGACCUAGACGCGCUCACGGCACCCACGGAGCCGGCGGGGGAGAAGAAGCCCGCCGCGUCGGAGCCUCCAAAACAGCAGAACCAGGGGACAACACAAUCACAGCAACCAGCGGAAGAGACACGGACAGAGGCGGCGGCUGGGACAGGAGAAGCAGCACCGCGGCCGCCAAAGGGGAAACACGCCGCGCUAGCCACGCCCGCCGUGCGCCACCUCUCCAAGACGUUAAACGUCGACAUCGCCGACAUCGACGGCACGGGGCGGGACGGCAGGGUCCUGAAGGAAGACAUCCAGAACUUCGUCAAGCGCCGCGAGUCCGGGGAGGGGACCCAGAAACAAGCGGGUCAGGCCCCGGCGGGCGAACCCACCAGCCCCGCCCCGUCCUCCGCGUCCGGACCCCAGGUCGAGACCCGCGUCCCGCUCACCGUCACCCAGCAGCAAAUGUUCAAAUCAAUGACCCGCUCCCUCAACAUCCCGCACUUCCUCUACGCCGACGAGGUCGACUUCUCCAGCCUCGUCCAGCUGCGCACCCGCCUCAACCGCGUCCUCACCUCCGCCCCGGAGCUCGGCGGCGGCGCCGACGGCGUCGCGAAGCUCUCCUACCUUCCCUUCAUCAUCAAGGCCGUCUCCAUGGCCCUCUACCAGCACCCCAUCCUCAACGCCCGCGUCGACCUCGACCCCUCGUCGCCGGCCUCGAAACCCGCCCUGGUGAUGCGCAGCCAGCACAACAUCGGCGUCGCCAUGGACACGCCCUCGGGCCUGCUCGUCCCCGUGAUCCGCAACGUCGGCGGCCUGAACAUCCUCUCCAUCGCCAAGGAGCUCACGCGCCUGCAGAAGGCGGCCUUCGCCGGCAAGCUGACGCCGCAGGACCUGGGCGGGGGCACCAUCACGGUGUCCAACAUCGGCAACAUCGGCGGGACGUACCUGUCGCCGGUGAUCGUGGACAAGGAGGUGGCCAUCCUCGGCAUCGGGCGCAUGCGCGCGGUGCCGGCCUUCGAGUCGGAGGGUUCGGACCGCGUCGUCCGGAAGCACGUCACCAACUUCAGCUGGAGCGCGGACCACCGCGUCGUCGACGGCGCGACCAUGGCGCGGGCCGCCGAGGUUGUAAGGAGGGUGGUCGAGGAGCCCGACGUCAUGGUCAUGCACCUCAGGUGA